Messenger RNA from Pyricularia oryzae 70-15, 1458 nucleotides. RefSeq names its product rRNA 2'-O-methyltransferase fibrillarin. The record is from RefSeq and is a predicted model, not a curated record. Gene Ontology annotation, molecular function: rRNA methyltransferase activity; RNA binding; histone H2AQ104 methyltransferase activity. The coding region runs from base 152 to 1117 and encodes 321 amino acids. The transcript is spliced from 4 exons. Gene Ontology annotation, biological process: rRNA methylation; box C/D sno(s)RNA 3'-end processing. Gene Ontology annotation, cellular component: small-subunit processome; nucleolus; box C/D methylation guide snoRNP complex. Lineage: Eukaryota; Fungi; Ascomycota; Sordariomycetes; Magnaporthales; Pyriculariaceae.
AAAAAAAAAUAACUGGAGCUCCUACGAAAUUUUACGAAAGCUGCCUGCUUAAACCACGAAUUGCUUCACGCCGCAAUUCUCUGGCAGCAUUUCAACGCGGUGCUUCCAAUCAAUUCUGUUCUGAGAAACAUACAUUUUAUUUAGAAACAAGAUGGCAUUCACACCCAGGGGUCGCGGCGCUCCUCGUGGCGGCGGUGGCUUCCGAGGCGGCGAUCGCGGUGGACGCGGUGGUGGUGGCCGUGGAGGUGGCAGCUUCCGCGGUGGUGACCGUGGUGGACGUGGAGGUGGUCGUGGAGGUCCUCGCGGAGGACGCGGAGGUCCCGCAAGGGGAGGACGCGGUGGUGGCCGUGGUGGCAAGCCCGGUGCUGCUGGUGGAAAGAAGGUCAUAGUUGAGCCUCACCGUCACAAGGGUGUCUUUGUCGCCCGUGGUGGCAAGGAGGAUCUGCUUGCAACUAUCAACCUUGUCCCUGGCGAGUCCGUCUACGGCGAGAAGCGCAUUGCCGUCGAGAACAGCAACAAGGGCGACGACGACACACCCGCAACCAAGACCGAGUACCGCAUCUGGAACCCCUUCCGUAGUAAGCUGGCAGCUGGUAUCCUCGGCGGUAUGGACAACAUCUUCAUGAAGCCCGGCGCCAAGGUUCUGUACUUGGGUGCUGCUUCCGGUACCUCGGUCUCCCACGUCGCCGACCUUGUCGGUCCCACCGGCAACGUCUACGCUGUCGAGUUCAGCCACAGGUCUGGUCGUGAUCUGAUCAACAUGGCCACCAAGAGGACCAACGUCAUCCCCAUUGUUGAGGAUGCACGUCACCCCCUCAAGUACCGCAUGGUCGUGCCCAUGGUCGACUGCAUUUUUGCCGACGUUGCCCAGCCUGACCAGGCCCGUAUCGUUGCCCUGAACGCCAGCUUGUUCCUCAAGAAGGGCGGUGGCACCUGUAUCUCCAUCAAGGCCAACUGCAUCGACAGCACGGCCCCCGCAGAGGAGGUUUUCGCCUCAGAAGUCGAGAAGUUGAGGGCAGAGAAGUUCUUCCCCAAGGAGCAGCUGACACUCGAGCCGUACGAGCGUGACCACGCCAUGGUUACGGCUGUUUACCAGCAGAGGGAAUUUAUCGAAUGAUUGUGACGAAUGGCUGUGAAAGAAAAGAAAAGAAAAUACCACGGUUUCCCUGCAUCAUCUUGAGCCACACUCUGUUCAUAUAUCCUCCUUUCUUCAUUGGGGUCAUCUUGAUGAGGUGUUUCGACGGUUUGGUUGUUAGUCUCGCUUAAUCUGUGUUGUUAGUUUUUGGCUUCAGGGGAAGGCGUACCAGGCGUUUUCUGGGAUAUUCAACUACAUACUUGAACUCUGAAACUCCGCGUCCGAUUCUCUUUUUCAGUUGUCACAAGGUAUUGGAGUUUUCCACCCAUCUGCAUUGAACUUAAUGAUCCACUUGCCGGGAAGUUUGCGCGUCAUCUGCAGAU